Molecule: messenger RNA, 1573 nt
Organism: Ixodes scapularis (black-legged tick)
Lineage: Eukaryota; Metazoa; Arthropoda; Arachnida; Ixodida; Ixodidae
Product: cystathionine beta-synthase-like protein
Exons: 10
Coding region: 54-1367 (437 amino acids)
Cellular component (GO): cytoplasm
Molecular function (GO): cysteine synthase activity; cystathionine beta-synthase activity
Source: RefSeq, a predicted model, not a curated record
AGUGCGAGUUCUUCAACCCCGGGGGCAGCAUCAAGGACCGAAUAGGACUCCGGAUGGUGCAGGAGGCCGAACGGGACGGCAUCUUGCGUCCGGGUUCCGUGAUCAUCGAGCCCACUUCGGGGAACACGGGUAUCGGCCUGGCGAUGGCCGCUGCCAUCCGCGGUUACCGCUGCAUCAUCGUGCUGCCCGAGAAGAUGAGUCGCGAGAAGGUGGACGUGCUGCGCGCGCUGGGCGCCGAGAUCGUGCGUACGCCCACGAGCGCUCGCUACGACUCGCCAGAGUCUCACCUGUCGGUCGCCUUCAGGCUCUGCAAAGAGAUCCCCGGAGGGGUCAUCCUGGACCAGUACCGCAACCCGGGCAACCCACUGGCCCACUACGACACCACUGCCGAGGAGAUCCUGGAACAGUGUGGCGGCAACGUCAGCAUGGUGGUCAUGGGUGCCGGGACCGGGGGCACCAUCACGGGCGUGGCCCGCAAAAUUAAGGAGAAGCUGCCAGACUGCAAGAUUAUCGGAGUGGAUCCGCAAGGCUCCAUUCUGGCUGUUGGUGCCGACGAACCGGAUGACCCUCGCGUGACAAUGUACGACGUGGAAGGCAUCGGUUACGAUUUCAUUCCCACCGUUCUGGAAAGAGAACUGGUGGACAAGUGGUACAAGUCCAACGACAGCAGCUCGUUCCUCAUGGCGAGAAAGCUGAUCAGCGCGGAAGGCUUGCUCUGCGGCGGGAGCAGCGGGGCGGCCAUGUCGGUGGCCGUGCAUGCAGCAAAGUCCCUCAAGCCAGGCCAGAAAUGCGUGGUUGUACUCCCCGACGGCGUUCGCAACUACAUGACCAAAUUCCUCUCCGACACUUGGAUGGUCGAACGAGGAUUCAUGGAUCUCUCCUCGGAGAUGAGCAGCAAACACUGGUGGUGGAACCAGACGGUGAGGUCGCUCAAGCUGUGCAUUCCACUCACGCUGCUACCAAGCGUGACAUGCCAGGAGGCCAUCGAGCUCAUGAGCGCCGAGAGCAUCGACCAGGUGCCCGUGGUGGAUGCCAGCGGCAUGGUCUUGGGAAUGGUGUCCUUGGGCAAUCUGAUGUCCAAGAUUUUGGCUCGUCUGAUCGAUGCUGGCACGCCGGUCUCCAAGGCAGCCUAUGACCAGUUCAAAAAGGUGACGCUGGAUACGACUUUGGGAAAGCUGUCAACAAUCCUGGAGCACGGACACUUCGCUCUUGUUGUCGCUGAACAGAUGCAAGUGGCAGGAACGGCGUCUAUAAGGAAAGAGGUGGUCAUCGGAAUCGUGACCAACAUUGACCUGCUGCGAUAUAUCACGAAGCGCGAGAAGCGCGGCGACCUUCACUCGCUGAAGGACAAAGAACCAGUUGACUGACAGACGACAACGGCCUCCCAGGGACGUCGCCGGCAUAGCUACCGUUGUGUAUCGCGAGGACCUCACAAGCCACCAAGCGUAGUUGCGUCAACGCACGUGCGUGCAUUGACUUUCGAUUUCGCCGAGGCCCAUACUAACCACGGCCGUAGCUGACGUUUCUCUAGUGCCGCAUUUUUAACAGCUUGAUUUUUUAUUAUAUAUAUAUA